UCCACGCUCAGUACCUACCUAUUGCCUAUUGCCUACCUUUUGUACUCGUUACUCGAGCGACGCUUGGUGGUUUUCAAUAAUUUUAAUAUACAGUGUUAUAUCGCUAUUUACCUAUAGAAACGACUUUAUUCGAUAUUAAAAUAUAAUUACAUUAGUGAUCCUUGUUUUUUUUUUACUUAUCAUUUCUCAACAUGGUUAGAACCAAGCAAUCAAUGAGCUAUAAGGUUUCCGUUGGAAGAACACCUAAAAUAGCUGCGUGUAAAGCGUCGGUGGCCGGUGGCUGCAGCGGUUCGUCAUCGUCUGGUCAUAAAUUGCCGUCAUCUCCUUCCACUUCCAAAAACAAAUACUCGGGUGGAAAUCCAGUGCACCCCAGAGAGAUCCCGGCUUGGCAGAAAGAGAUCACUUGCUUUUUCCAGGUAAAAAACGACGAACAAUCACAACUGCCGUCGGCCAACAACGAGGAGGAGGAGGAGGAGGAGGAUGAGGACGACGACGUUGUAGAAGUACGCCCGCAAGAAACGGCGCAGACGGGAUCGUCGGAAAUUUAGGACAUAACAAUAAGUUUGUCUUUAUACUUACGAAUUUCCUAUUGAAAACCGACUAGAAAUUAUGUGUAAUUAAGAUUUUGCAUAUUACGCUUUAAUAGUCUAAAGUGAGCUCUUAUAUACUCGCAAAAAGUGAUUAUUUUCAACCGUAUUUUAUACCACAUGUCUUAAAUUUUUUUAUGUAUAUAAUAUUAUUAUAUUCGCGUUUUUUAUCCCACCAUACAAUCAUACAUAUUAUUUCCAUUAUAUUUUAUAAACCAAUGUGGUGUAAUCCAAUAUGACGAAAAACAAUACUAUUUAAAUUUAUUUUACAAUAUUGGAUAAACGAAAAUAAAAUUGAUUUAUUCAAUAUCAAUAUAAGUACGUUAGUUCUGCAGCUGUUGUGUACCAUGAAAUAUAUUUUUUUAAAGAUAAA
This is a messenger RNA of Rhopalosiphum maidis (corn leaf aphid), 960 nucleotides long. Its product is annotated as PCNA-associated factor-like. The record is from RefSeq and is a predicted model, not a curated record. The transcript has 3 exons. Bases 192 to 548 code for a protein of 118 amino acids. NCBI's taxonomy places the organism in Eukaryota, Metazoa, Arthropoda, Insecta, Hemiptera, Aphididae.